This is a messenger RNA of Myodes glareolus (Bank vole), 1322 nucleotides long. The record is from RefSeq and is a predicted model, not a curated record. Lineage: Eukaryota; Metazoa; Chordata; Mammalia; Rodentia; Cricetidae.
UCCUCCCCGUUCUCAUCUAGCGCCACCCCUUCUGUGCGACUCCUAAUUCGAAGUUCGCGGUAGUUCCUUGCGCAGGCGCAGUGGCUUUACUAUGGCGGAGUUGAUUUCUUUCGCGGUUCCCACCCAGAGUGAUAAAGUUUUGUUGGUGUGGGAGCUGAGCGCCGGUCCCCCAGCUGAGGCAUUAAGUCAUUCUCUGGCCGCGGUGUUCUCCCAGUUUGGCCUUCUGUAUUCAGUCCGAGUCUUCCCGAACGCUGCAGUGGCUCGCCCUGGUUUCUAUGCCAUCAUCAAGUUUUACUCAUCGAGGGACGCGCAGAAAGCCCAAAAGGCAUGUGACGGGAAGCCUCUUUUUCAGACUUCGCCCGUGAAGGUUCGUCUCAGCACCAGACAUAAAGCACUGCAGCACCGGACCUUCGCUCUAAACAGCUCACGGUGCCAAGAACUGGCAAACUACUACUUUGGCUUCAAUGGAUGGUCAAAAAGGAUCAUCAGGCUGCAGGAGCUCCCUGGACCGGAGGACGAGGCUCUCACGGGGCCUAUGCAGAGGCGGAGCUUCAAGUUCUUCUGUGCUGUAGAGGUGGUUCUGCCGCCCUACGGGUGCAAGAGCCCUGGAGUCGGCAUCGCUGAGGAGCCUCUGCACCAGCCGGAGGAGGAAGGACAGUCCUCGUUUCUGAUGAAGAGGAAGACUGCACAGAAGCUGGCAAUCCAGAGCGCUUUGGCAGAUGCCUUCCAGAAGCUGGCCAUCGUUGUUCUGGAGAGUGGCAAGGUCGCGGUGGAGUACAGACCCGGUGAAGAGUCCAUCGAUGCCGAAGGUGAAGAAGACCUGCAGAGUUUAAUCCAGGUCAACUGCCUUCAGCCUGGCCAAAGGGAGGAAGAAUGUCUCUCAGAUUUUAGCUUGGAAGAAGACGAACUGAAUCCGUAAGAAUUGCACCAGCUCUACUUACUGUCACAGGCCCUGCCAUUUGACUGUCACAGGCCCUGCCAUCUGACUGUCUGUCACAGGCCCUGCCAUCUGACUUUCUUGGGAAGUAUGUCUGACCAGUGGGCUGCUGACAUCCCCGAACACUUAAGAGUGAGGCCCAAAUCCUGCCCGGCGCCUUGGAAGAGGUCUAGGGGAGGCUAGAGCCCUGUCAUAAUGGUGGGAAAAGGUUCCCUGUGCAGAAUGGAACUGGGCCGCAGCGUAAUAAAGGCUGCCUGUCUCUUGGGUCCACUACUCCUUCAUCAAUGUCUAGGCCAUAACAGGAGUUUACAACCAUUUGUUUUUAUUCCAGGAUACCAGUUUCUUUGGGGAACUAUACCGUGUGUGGUGGUUUGAAAGAAAAUGG